CAUUUUUUGUAAACAAACCCCAAAGUUUUGUUUAUGGCGACUUGCGAAGAAAUUUUACGAUAUUUAUCCGUUUCAAUCAAGACUCUCACGUCUCAGAUAAUGAUCAUGGGUGCUCCGUCAAUAAAUUAAAGUUUCUAAGUUCUUUCCUAGCCCGGCAAAGUUCUGGAUAUAAUCUAAUCAUCACAGUGCUUCUGCUACCAUUUCGGAUGUGAUCCAUAACCUCCGCCUCCAUUGAUCAUCUCACAAUUUAUCAUUCUGUUCUGGUGUUCUGACUUUAUCUUGCGAGGGUCAAGAAGUUGGAAGGAAAAUGGCGUACGUUUUAAACCCCUCCCUAAUCGCUGGGAGCAUUGAGGAGGAGCUAAUGCGUGCCAAAGCUGACUUGCGAAGUGUCGAGGAAAACCUUAAACGGGUGACAGGGCGAGACAUGGGAGGUAAUACCGUAAGUAGUCGAAUGAAGUAUGCUAACGUACCUGACACAAAUGACUUUGCAUCACCUGAGCCAUGGCAACAUAAUGCCAACUUUUCUUCGACCAAAGAACGUCGUGUCUUUUUAGCAAAUGAUAGAGCCCGUGCUAGACCAACAGACAAACGCACAAACGAUCAACGAGUUCCUGCAAAGAGGAGGCUUGGAGAUGCCAAAACUGUGUUUAGUAGACUAUCAGGUCCCCCUAAGAAAAUGGAAGAUAGUGACGAGGAAGGCCCGCCAUCCAAAAGACCAUCAAUCUCAUCUCGAGUCGUCGCUUCAGUUGUACCAUCACGGAAGGAAGUGUUAGAAGUUCAACGAAAAGAUAUCAACAGCAAGGACAGAAAUCGAAGAAUGUUUGGUGCUUUGCUGGGAACACUGGAGAAAUUUAAGCAAGAGGAAACAAAACUCAAAGCUAAAGAAGACAAAAAGGCUCAAGUUGAGCGAAAACUGGAAGAAGCAGCUAUUAAAGAGCAGGAAUCGGUUAAGCGACAGCGUGAAGAAUUGUUCCAGAGCAAAAAAGAGCGCAAAGCUGAAAUUAGGAACCUUGAGAUAAAGUUAAGCGUUAUCAAAGAAUUCGAGGAGUGGGAAAAAUCACAGAAACCCCUAGCUAAUUUUAUCCAAACGAAAACAUCACCUCAUAUUUUUUACUCCCCAAAAAUCUUCAAUAAUCAAACACAUGCACUGUUGGAUCGCAGUAGGAGAGCCACCUUAAAACGAAUCGAAAAGAGGAAGUCUGAAUUAUUAGGAAGCCUUGAAGAAUUCCAGAAAAACAAGGAUAAUAGUAGGGAUGAUGAGGAGGAGGAAGAGGAAGAUACAAAGUUGAACACAACCAAUGAAAAAGAAGACAAGACAGAGAACCAAGCUGAUCUCAAGGAUUCCUCUCUAAAUAAUGAGUCCCAUGUUAGCGAUGAAGGUAAGCAGGUAAUGGAAGUUGACAAAGAAAACGAAUUAAAUGAUGAGGGUCAAAGUAAAAAUGCAGAAAAGGAGCCAAACAAUGAAAAUCCUGAAUCUUAGUAACCUACAGAAGGUUGAGGUUACCUUUACCAUGUCACAUAAUAAGCAUCUUAGGUAGGUAGGUGAUGGAAACUACCUACUGGAGACCAACCAUCAAUGUCGUUCACAGUAUUGUUACCAUGAAUCAUUCUUUGUAAGCCAAUUCCUAGAUAUUUUUCUGACUAGGUGCUAGGUAAGAUGAAGGUUCAUUCAUACGGUCUGCUGAGGUUUCGAAUUUUUCUAAAAGUAAGUAUGCUUUAAAGUGGUCUGUGCUCCAUCUUUUCAAAUUAUCUAGGCACAAUCAUUUUAAAUAAUCUAAAAUAAAACUUAAACUAGAUUGACAAUGAGGUUCAUUUAAGAUUGUAAACUCACUCUUAUCAAGUAGUCUCCUGUUUCCUACAGAUUUUUAAGGUGCUCAGAGAUAAUUUUCAAGAAUUUUACUGAAAACCAGACUCACCAAGGCCUAUUUACCUCGCCAAAUAUUUGUAAUGAUAAAUUUCAUACCCUUAUGAGAAAAAAAAAUGGAGGGAGUCUACUACCAAAUUCUUUGUCCUCGCCUAGAAGUUUUAAGCAGUACUAUCUAUCAUCGAUCCAGAAAUUUACGUACGUGACCUUGUAAGUUUGGCUGUGACUUAUUUAUUUUAAUCCAUUUAAACAUCAGGGAGCAAAUCAUUUGAUUUGCAAUCUACUUUAAUCCCUCAUUGCUGAGAAAAGCUGAGAAGAAAAAAUAACAAAUGAAGUUGAGCCUACCAACAUUCCUUCUCGUAUGAAUGUGUCCAGAGAAUAUGACUAUUCCAAGAUUUUGGUUCGGCUAGAGUUUUCUAAUACAGUCAUUUCUAUCCGCAUUUUGAUAACCUUUUUAAAUGAGUAUUUUAAGUUGCGCUAAGUUUAAGACAAGUCCUAUUCUAGUAUGAUUUUAUAGUAAAUCAAACUCAACAAAAUGUUCUUACCUGUGAAGUCUUAGGUCCUGUAAAUAAUGUAAAAAUGUAUGUCUAAAAAAUAUCUUUAGUUCUCUUAGCUCCCUUCUGUGUUGCUGUACAUAGCAUAGGUAUGUGGCAAAACGCAUUUUUUGUUUUUUGUAUUCUACGUAUACUUUCAGUGCAAAGUAGAAAAUGCUAAAUAGGCUGAUUAUUCCAUCUCCCCUGUAUUAUUGUCUUGUCUCUCUCUCUCUCUCUCUCUCUCUCUCUUUUUUUUUUUUUUUUUUUUUCUCCUGUUGACUAUUAUGAAGUUGGUGUUAACAUGUUUUAUAACAUCUCGUAUCAAUAAUCCUUGUCAUCAAGGCUCAGGGAAGAAGCAAGUCAAUUAAAAAUCUUAUGCAUUUAUUCUACAAUCGAAUUGAGAAUCAUCUUCACCUAACUUUAACUAGAAUAGGAUUUUCUUUCUUCAAGAUUUGUAUGUUCGACUUGCAUUUUAUUUCCAAAACCAUUUUCAAUACUCCUAUCCUAUUAUUUUUUAGUGGGCCAACCUCAUGGAAGUAAUGAAAAAUCAUGUAUGUACCUUUCUUUAACAAAGAUCAGUUCUGUCAUCCACAGCAAAAAUUCUGCAAUUCCUUUCAACAUUUUGCAUUUUUUUCCCACACAUACUGCUCUAUUGCAAAGAAUUCUGAUCACCACCAUGCUUCAUUCUGUCGAGCUCAGCUCUUAGUAACAGUAGUAGUGUGUCACUGCUAUUAAGAAAAUAUGACGGUUGCACCCAUUGGCUUUUCUACAAUUGAUCGUUAGUCAGGAAAAAAAAUCGAAAAUGGAGUCACAGCGUUCUUGCUAUGGAUGGUAGCGUUGUAAUCAAAUGUUGAGUGAAAUUCAACUCUUGUUUACCAGUCAUUAAUUAUGUGUAAAUUAUUUAGUUGUAGAAUAGCAGAGAUUCCAAAACUUGGCCAGACUGCAACACCCCACCAAAAAAUGACUGAAAAGAGAGGUUUCCAUUUUUUUCCCCUCCCGUUAAGAAAUUAUUCUGAUGCUAAUUUUUUAAUCUUCGUGACAAUGAUCCUCUGUGGGUCAAGAUAGUUUUGAAGGGACUGCAGAAGUUUCCUCACAAUUCAAGCUUCCAAAAUUUUCGCCUUUUUCCCCCUGAAUUCUUUUUUAUCUAUCCAAAAGUGAAGUGUCUGGUUUUAUUUUUCUUUCAAAUUUUAAUUUUACAAUUAAUUUUUGUUGGCUCUAUUUAAAGAUAGAGCCAACAAGUUUAACUUGAAAAGUAACACAACAAAGGUAUUUUACCAGGAUUUGCUGUCCGAAUUUGUGAUGGUUAAUCCUAGCAAGUCAAUGAACUUUGGUAGUGUUCCUCUACCAAACUCCAUGAAAGAUUAGGUAAAAAUUCUGUGAUGAGAAAGACACAUUAAAUUACUUUCGAAUUGAAGCUAUACUUUGCCACAUUGAUGGCUAAAGUGCGAAACUCUGUAUUUCUGUUUUUGACGUUGCAGACUUCCUGUUAUUAUACUUGAUUUUUUCAUAGAAAAUUAGUAAAAGUAAUUUCUUGAAAACUUCCUUGGUUUUUCUUAUUUGUCAAUAGAAUAUUCUGUAUUACUCUCAAGCAACAGUUGGCUCAUAUCUCUUUGAUAAAUUAAAAUAGGAGCAAAAACUUAGAAACACUGCAGUGGAAAUUCUUUGUUUCGCACUUUAGGUGAUCGAUGUGUGCUCCACUGAUGAUUUUUGAAUCACCAUCUGCGGAAUGAAAUUCAUUUUUAUUUUUUCACUGGAUCUCAGAUCUCAGGAUUGUCAUUUUUUCUCCCAUAUUCUCAAUCUCUUUUCUCCUUCCUUUUUUUCACUCCUCUCAUUUUGACUUGAAAUGAAGUUCCAAGACAGUGCUCAGUUAGGACCUACUGAACGCUAUUCUGACGAGACAAUUGUUAUGAGUAAAAUAUUAUGAGCCCAAAAAUUUUAAGUGGCAUAAUUAGAGAAAAAUAAAAAUUGCAACAACUCAUUUCUCACAGACAAUUUUGUAUCUCAUUUUCAUUUUGUGGCAUUUAGCACACCUGAGUUCUAUUGUUCUUAAAAGUCAAAUUGUCAAUAGUUCUGCGUUAAUAAAUCGGAUUGUUUACACUCAAA
Bemisia tabaci is the source of this 4500-nucleotide messenger RNA. RefSeq names its product desmosome associated protein-like protein pinnin (gene Pnn). Gene Ontology annotation, cellular component: catalytic step 2 spliceosome. The record is from RefSeq and is a predicted model, not a curated record. Lineage: Eukaryota; Metazoa; Arthropoda; Insecta; Hemiptera; Aleyrodidae.